ACGACUCACUCGUUUAUCCCACUUAAUGAACCAUGAUCUUGAUUCGACGGUCUUAACAAGUGCAACACAGCUGUGAUUCCAUGGCGUUCCCCAGUCCUGGGAUAACGAUGCUAGAGCAUUAAAUCCACGCAGAGCUACGGAGUGCUGUGACAUAGUGUGUGCAGCCUAGCUCACACUAUGCAGUUCCCUCGUUCAAUCACUGCUGCUGUCAAACUGCUUGCGGUGUGGGUAUAGCCAACAACGUACAUUUGUCCAGUAUUGUGGCUAACAGCGGGACUGUAGUGAGUAUGUACGGGACUAGGACCGCGGACCCUAGUGUAGCAGGUUAUAAUGUUUCAAGGAUCUGAGGCUGGCAGUUACAUGUUUGACGCUGCCAUCGACUGAUGCCUUCGGAGGAAGAUGUAACUUUGAAUAUUCUGCAUGCAACGCUCCAGACGUGCGUCACCAUCUAUCUCCGUCGAAGUUGUAACGACGGGCAGGUUGCGAUCAGUUCUCACUGCUGAUAUACCAGCCGCUGCAGGCAGACUCGAUCGCCGAACUGAGAGCUUCAGAAAGUUCUGUCGGCAUGUGCGAGGGAGCUGAACUCGACAUAUUUCACCUGACCGUAUCAAAGUGCAAGUGAUCGUGGACACCCUGGAGCCUGAAGAUAUACAGACUUUACUAUGACAGUAAAACAACGUUGAGACCACUGAGACAAUGGCGAAGUCGGGCUGCUGGGGGUUAUCGUUCUUGAAGCGCACGUGCAGAGGAUGCAGGCGCCAUCUACUGGCCUGGUUGGUAGGAAUCGUGUUGCUGUACUCCAUCUUCUUCGUAUCCCAGUAUGUUGUGCUGAACAACAGUACCGUCAAGAGUCUACGUGCCUAUGACGUCAUAUCACGUGAUUCUGACGUCAUACCAAAAGCUUACUCCCGUUCGUAUGAACCACCAACGUGGGGAAAUGUUUCUGGAUUAAGGGACGAAAUAAAACCGUUAUUGAUACAAUACACACUGUCCUUAAAGAAAAGGGGAUCCACUGAAGUGCUCAACGUUCCUUGGAACGGACCUGAAAUUGACUUCCAGAGCGAUGCUUGUGGAAAUGUGAAGACAAUAAAAACAACUUCCAAAGCCACAAUUAUUAUCAACUUGCAUGGCGCCAGGGUUGAUAAGGCACUGACGUCAUUAUUUCACGUUAUAAAACUGACGAAUAUUAGUCUUGUGGAAGAUGUGAUCAUAAUUGGUGAUAUGGGACUUCCGCUUCUCUAUCGUGAUGUGUAUGAGCUUUUUUCGGAUUAUCUUCCUACAUUCCGUCUUUUCAUAUCACCCAAGAGGACAACCGUUACCCAAGCCAGGAAAUACGCUGCAAAGUUUGCCCACGGUGAGAUCAUUGUCUUCCUUGACGGACUUGUGGUGGUAACAAAACACUGGCUUGAACAAAUUAUGACGGCCAUCUUGGAAAAUCCUAACAGCAUUGUGCAACCGUUGAUUAUCACGAAUCAAACGAUCUUAGAUAAAAACGGUCGACCCAUGUAUAUUCAUAAGAGAGAAAUCCAAUUAGAUUUGACCCUAAAGGAGGUUAAAGUUCCAGUUUCAAUGGCGGAAAAUUCUUGGUCGAAGGAGUCAUUGAUCUCAAGCACAGCGUUUGCAUUGAGGAAAGAGCUUUAUGAAAAUCUGAGAGAGUUUGAUGAAUAUUCUGGGCUGACUGAUCUGGAAACGAUGGUGUUGUCGCUGAAGUCGUGGAUGUGCGGCGAAGGCGUCGUGACGGCGCAGUGCGCCACUGUCAUACUUCAGUCUCCCACCAGCGCAGUUGACAAGAGCCCUGCAACAUCGUCUGCCAUGACAGGCAAGACAACAUUGUUGAAACGCUACCGCCAUCUUCUGUUUGUUGCUGCUGUUUGGUUGCCCCCUUAUGAUGAAGUUUACAAAUGCCUGCUUCCCAAGUCAAAACAGGUUCGAUUGACUUACAUCGACAAGAGAAAUAUCCGGAUGUAUAAAUUGUUUUAUAAUCGCCUAAAAUGUAGAAAGUUCACAGACUUUAUCAAACUCGUGCAACCAAAUUUUAUUAAACCUGAACGCAAUACUACAGGUCACGGUGCUUUGAGUGUUGAAGGUCAUGACCUUUACUUGACAAGGUCACGUAACGGAUCCUUGACCUUUUUGUCUGACCUUGCUCCAAGUUCUCAUCCAUUCACAUAUGCCAAUUCUAAGUUAACCGUUAGUGGGUUGUGCGUUACUUUUCAACCAAACAAUAAAAUAUUUUUAAGGAAUUGCGAGAAAAAAAAUUUAAAUCAAGAUUGGCUGUACAAAGAUGGCCAAAUACGACUGAUGAGAAAUACGCACUUGUGUAUCGUCAGAGACAGGAACGCCACUAUACCCUCUGUGUACCCAUGCAGAAGCAAACAUGUUGUUGCCAAAUUUACCUUCACCUUUAAUUUUGCUGUAAAUUGUAUCAAAUAAUUAAUUAUUUAUUCAUAUUGCGUUUUUUUUGCAAAUAAUUAAAAUAUUUAU
Molecule: messenger RNA, 2484 nt
Organism: Haliotis rufescens (red abalone)
Lineage: Eukaryota; Metazoa; Mollusca; Gastropoda; Lepetellida; Haliotidae
Product: probable N-acetylgalactosaminyltransferase 8
Exons: 3
Coding region: 697-2433 (578 amino acids)
Biological process (GO): regulation of Notch signaling pathway
Cellular component (GO): Golgi apparatus
Molecular function (GO): Notch binding
Source: RefSeq, a predicted model, not a curated record